Messenger RNA from Scatophagus argus, 2534 nucleotides. RefSeq names its product mitogen-activated protein kinase 14a (gene mapk14a). Bases 291 to 1373 code for a protein of 360 amino acids. Gene Ontology annotation, molecular function: ATP binding; MAP kinase activity. Lineage: Eukaryota; Metazoa; Chordata; Actinopteri; Scatophagidae. The record is from RefSeq and is a predicted model, not a curated record. Gene Ontology annotation, cellular component: cytoplasm; nucleus. The transcript is spliced from 12 exons. Gene Ontology annotation, biological process: protein phosphorylation; intracellular signal transduction.
UUACAAACGAUUGCAAACGGGGUGAAAUCUCGGGAGCUGACUGAAAGCAAGCAGAGAACAACUAGCGACAGGAUUUACAAACGUGCGUUCAGCAGGCGGCAAAUCUUCAACAGUUCGCAGAAAGGCAGCUCCAUAACUUUAGUUACUUUAAAGUUCUUUAAGGAGGACAAAUAUUUCAUUUGGCUUCUCUUUUCAUAACUUGGAGGGAAGUUUAACGCAGGCUGCACGGCUCGGUACACUCACCUCAGAGCAGAAAGUCAAGUCGGUGGUCGGCAGUUGGUUCUGCAGGAAUGUCGCAUGAAGAGAGACCCAAGUUUUAUCGACAGGACGUCAACAAAACGAUAUGGGAAGUCCCGGAGCGAUACCAAGACCUGUCUCCGGUGGGCUCUGGCGCUUACGGAUCCGUAAGUUCUGCAUAUGAUAUGAAGACUGGUUUGAAGGUAGCUGUCAAGAAGCUCUCUCGGCCAUUUCAGUCCAUCAUCCAUGCCAAGAGAACAUACAGAGAGUUGCGGUUGCUUAAGCACAUGAAACAUGAAAAUGUGAUUGGCCUCCUAGAUGUCUUCACCCCUGCUACGUGUCUGAAGGAAUUCACUGAUGUGUAUCUCGUGACUCACUUAAUGGGGGCAGAUCUCAAUAACAUAGUGAAAUGUCAGAAACUCACAGAUGACCAUGUACAGUUCCUCAUAUACCAGAUCCUCAGAGGGUUAAAGUAUAUCCACUCAGCAGACAUCAUUCAUAGAGAUUUGAAACCUAGCAAUCUGGCAGUGAAUGAAGACUGUGAGCUGAAGAUUUUGGACUUUGGUUUGGCGCGGCACACUGAUGAUGAGAUGACCGGUUAUGUGGCAACCCGCUGGUACCGUGCCCCAGAGAUCAUGCUGAACUGGAUGCACUAUAAUGUGACAGUGGAUAUUUGGUCAGUGGGGUGCAUAAUGGCAGAACUCCUCACUGGAAGAACUCUGUUUCCUGGUACUGAUCACAUUGAUCAGUUGAAGCUAAUCAUGAUGCUCGUCGGAACACCAGGGCCUGAUCUCUUGAUGAAAAUAUCUUCAGAGUCUGCCAGGAACUAUAUCAGCUCCUUGCCACAAAUGCCCAAGAGAAACUUUGCUGAUGUGUUCAUUGGUGCCAACCCACAAGCUGUGGACCUUUUGGAGAAAAUGCUGGUACUGGACACAGACAAGCGGAUAACAGCAGCCGAGGCCCUGGCUCACCCCUACUUCGCUCAGUAUCACGACCCCGACGACGAGCCCGAGGCGGAGCCUUACGACCAGAGCUUUGAGAGUCGCGAGCUGGAGAUCGAAGAGUGGAAACGAUUAACCUAUGAGGAGGUGUGUAGUUUUGAGCCACCUGUCUUUGACGAGGAUGAAAUGGAGUAAUGAGACGUGCAUCGACCCCAGCCUCCGACAGUUUAGAAUGACCCUGAACACAUGCAUUAGGGUUAACUUCACUUGUACCAGUGCCUACCAACCUUAGUCAGUCCUUACUAACGGAGAUACCAUUGCCCUCGAUUAGCUCUUGCAAGGAGAUCAUUACCAGCACAUGGGAAAGAAAGAGUUUGACCAGUUAUCAUUAUUCUUAUUUAUAAACCACUAAUGUUGACGGUCCGUUGCUGGGAAAUGUCAUUUCUUGCUAAAAGCUGAGACAAUUAUAUAUUCUUCAGAUGUUUUUUUCAAAUUUAAGCUUUGAUGACUCAUGACACUGUGACACUGAAAUGCUGAAACACCUGGACCUAUAGCUGUGCUUUUUUGUGCUUAAAAUUUUUCUAUUGAGUAACUUAUGAAUAAGCUUUUGCUGUCUAUCCAUUGAAAAGGAUCAUGCUAGUCUACCACUCACCCUGCCAGACUGUCACAUAUAGCACUGGGAAACAUGUAUUUGUAAAAUAAUUUUUAAUUCAGUUAUUUGCAUGAUUGUUCCUGUAUUUAAAAAGAGAUCACUUUGAAAGGUCAUUCAUAUGUGACAGUAGAUUUUGUUUUUAGAUAUUUGACAAUUUAAGAAUAUGCCUGUUCUGCGGAGCCACUGACUUUUUAGCGCUCAUCAAAUGAAUUUCGCACAUUUUAAUGUUGAUUUUGAUAGGUUAGAUCCUCUGUGAGACUCAUAUAUAUUGUGGUUGCACAGAAAAAUCUGAGCCUCUGCUGUUUAAGGACAGUGCUAUUCAACAAGGCACCUAAAUAGGAAAAAAAAAUGCACAUGCGUCCAUGCUCUGCUCAAAAGUAUGUAAAUAUCUGUGCCAUAUUUUUUAAAUCUGACUUAUUGUUAUGUUAUGAAUCAAUCACUUUUAUUAUGGACAUCAGUUCAACAAUUUGUAUGCGUUUGUGAGAGUGUGUUGUUGGUUUACAGGAAUUUUAAGUGUCAUGCUAAAGCCUCUAAUAGAAAUACUGCUUAAAUGUGCAAAAGAGGGAUUUUAGAUGUAUUUAUACUUUGCAGAGGUGGUAUUUAUAAGCAACAAUCAAAUCAUCCCUUAAACUAUUUUCAGUCCUGCAGAGUAACUACUAUCUUCAGUCCUUUGUUUAACAAAAUAAAGACUUAUUUUUCAGAGA